GCGGCCGCAUAGGUGGUAGUAGCUUCGUGUACAGCGUGGCGCGCGCAUCCACACACACAUCGCACCAUAAUCGCGAUAUUAUUAUCGUCGUCGCCGUCGUCGUCGUCGUCGUCGUCGUGUUAUCGCGCGAAAUUUAAUAGAAUUUCAUAACGGCCGCGAGUCCGUCACAGUGUGAUCUGAACGGCGACACGACGUGUCCGUCCCGCGCGACACAGCGCCCAGCACGCGUAAAACCGAAUUUCCUGUGAAAAACCAUAUUUUUUGAAAAAAUAAUUUUCCGAAUCGAAAAAUUGUCGACCAGUCGCCCGCGUGUCACGAACCUAUGGUGAUAAAAUAAUAACAUUUCAUUUCACGAUACGUCCGACGUCGGUUGUACCUACGACUUAAUAAUAUUAUAAAAAUUAUCAUACGCAUAUUAUUAUAACCUUAUCGUCGCAUUGCGAUCACCGUGUCUUUCGUGCUAAAAAAAAAAAUUAAUUGUUAGUGUCGUUUUUUUUUUCCUAAUUAUACAUUUUUUUUUUUUUACCAGUGUAACAAUUAUAAUUUUUUUUUAUCCACAAGCCUCGAACGAUAUCAUUAUUGUAUUAAAAUAUAAUUUCUAUAAAUAUAAAGUGAUUUUUUUUUUUUGUAAACCAAACGAUUUUUAAUAAAUUAUUUUUUUUACGCGAAAAUAUUUUUGUCAGUGUUUUGUGAUUUUUUGUUAAUUUAUUCAUUCGUUUUCUUACUAUAUUUUGUAUGUAUAAUAAAGUGUAUUUUAAUCAUAAUAAUUUAUUUGAACUUCAUUAAUAUAUUAAAAUAUUCUUUAUCCAGAAUUUCACAACAAUCCGUACAAGGUUGACCGGAGAGCCGCCGAGCAAUGGACCGCUGCCGAAUAAUCGCCGUCGCCGCCGCCGUUUGGCUGCUGUUGCCCGUCGGGAUGUUCGCCAAUCAACUCAGAGGUUACGCCGAAAGCUGCGUCAACGAAGGCGAAAUUGUAAACGUGCUCACCAUCAAGAACAUGAUGUGCAACACGUGCAUGUGCAAAAACGGAUUCGUGGAGUGCGUCAAAGACCAGUGCCCCGACGAACAGGGCUGCUAUAUGUUGCAAGACGUUUUCGUGGACACGAAGGAAUGCUGUAGGCGGUGUAAAGGUUGCGUUUACAAGGGUGUGCCCAGGGACAGCGGCACCGAGUGGACUGAUCCGAACGACCCUUGCAUGGUGAUGUCGUGUAAAGCCGGCGUGGUCACCGAGACGCGAAUGCAGUGCAUCACACCCUGCCAACAGCCAUUGCCGCCGAAACCGGGAACUUGCUGUCCGACUUGUUCGGGUUGCCGGGUUAUCGGGCAAGAGGUGGCCGCCUGGAAGAACAUCAGCCUGUACGACGACCCGUGUCUGACCUGUCACUGCGAGAGAUCCGCGGCCGGACCGGUGCUCACCUGUUCGAAAAAGGCGUGCCCUGUGCUCCAGUGUCCGUCCAGCAGCAUGCAGAUACUGCCGGGCGAAUGCUGCCCCAGAUGCGUGGGCAAGAGUAGAAAAUUGAUGGACCCACCGAGAGGAGCCUGUCUGUUGGGCGAUAAGAUCACGCCGUCGGGCCAGGGGACGCACCCGGACCGGUGCACCGAGUGCACGUGCGCCAACUCGACGGUGGUAUGCAAUCGGGAGACUUGUCCGCCACUGGACUGUCCCGUCGAGAAACAGACGUUCGCGUCGCAUAACCAGUGCUGCCCGCAGUGCCCGAGGACCCUGGACAAGAGCGAAACGUGCAUGGAGAAUGGCAACAUUUACUUGAACGGCGACGGCUGGAAAGUGGACGAGUGCAAGUCAUGUCUGUGCGUCCGUGGCCAAGUGCAGUGUGCCCAAGAGAUGUGUCCACGCAUCUCGACGUCGUGCCCAGUCAAUAUGAAGCUGCGAACCGUUCCGGGUUCGUGUUGCCCCCGAUGUGUACCGAUGGAUGGAGUGUGCACGGUGUUUGGUGACCCACAUUACAGGACAUACGACGGAAAAUUCUUUAGCUUCCAAGGACCUUGCAAAUAUCUGUUGAGUGCGGAUUGUGUGGGCCGGACGUUCAGCAUUCGGGUGACUAACGACGCGAGGAACACGAAAAAUUCAGCGUGGACAAAAACUAUUUCUUUGAGGACCGGAGGUUUGAAAGUAAACCUUGGCGAGAAUAAACGGAUCAAGAUCAAUGGACAGAGAGUGUCUGUGCCGUACAAGAGGAGCAACGAGCUCACCAUAUCCAACAUGAACGAUACCGUAUUGGUUGAGACCAGGAUUGGCGUUUCUAUCAUUUGGGAUGGACGAGGAUUUCUGGAAGUGUCCGUACCGUCGAGGUACAAAGGCAGUCUGUGCGGACUGUGUGGAAAUUUCAACUCUGUGCCCAGAGACGACAUGACCACUAAGGACGGCCAAGUAGUGUUGGAGCCCCAAGUGUUCGGAUCGUCUUGGCGCGUGGGUGGCAAGAACGCGUGCAGCCGGCCGUUGAGACCCGCGUUUGUGCAAACGUCGACACAGUGUUCCAAGAAGGGGCCCCGGAUUCGAGAACGGAUGUGCAAGCCGCUCCGACAACAAAUGUUUGCCGCAUGCCACAAAAAGCUCAACCCAGUCAACUUUUUCAGGUCCUGUCUGAUGGACAUGUGCGAGUGUCCCACCGGCCGGAAGUGCUAUUGCGAGGCGAUGACAGCGUACGCGCACAACUGUCGCCGCCUUGGUGUGUCGCUGCCGGACUGGAGGACCAUGACCGGAUGCCACACAUACUGACCCGCGUCCUCACAUCCAUCCCGUGCAGUAGACUCCGCUUGUUUGUUGUUGCUAGUCAUUGUUUUUUUACACCUUCAACUUUGCGGUGGUCGCCGCGCGUUUACCUGACCGACGGGUCGAAAUGAUCGUGACAGACCGUUUCCACGUUACCGUUCUUAUUAUAUUACAUAAAAUUAAAUAAAAUUUAAAAAAAAAUAGUAAUAAUAAUUUAGUAACAAUUAACUUAACUUUUAAGUGGCUACAACAAACUCUGACCCGGCGACUCUACCGUUUGCAGGCGGGUGUCCGUCGCAUAACAAUAUCUAUUACACUUUUACUACCAUAAUGUCAAUGGUUUUAUUUAUUUACAUUUAAUCAGUUCGAUUGUACGAUCGCGACUAACCUAACCGAGGUCGGCCGAUUUUUUUAAAACCUAAACGCCGGCGUUUACACUGUAACAUACAUACCGCGGUUCAGUAUAAGUACCACAAAACAGAUUACAGAGUAACGUUAUUGUUUGCGUUCAUAUAUUUCGAUAUUGGCCUAUAUGAUAAUUUAUUUGUAGUGUGUUUUCGUUUUUAUCACGGAUUUCGACGAAUUUUUCUCAUCAUUCGUGACAAUAUAAAUUAUUAUUAUAUUAUAAUAAUAUUACAGUAGCUAUGCGCGUAACCGCAAGCGGCUUUGUUACUUAAUAUAAUAUUUAGCAUGCCUUAGUGACAGAGAGAACAACGUUCUUUUAUACAUUCUGGUUGUCGUAUACUAUAUUAUAGUAUUAUGUUAUUAAUUAUCAUAGUUAGUAAUAUUGUUAAAAAAAAUGUUUCAGUAGAACGCUUAAAAAAUAUCAAAUUGUUUAAUAAUUGUAUUUUAUUUUUCGAAGAAAACACUAAAUCAAUCUAGGAUAUUAUUGUAAUUAUAGAUAGUUAUUAAAAUCAAUAUAUUAUAUAUUAUUAUAUAGGUAAGAAGGUUCAUAUUAUAUUACUAUGCUAUAGAAUUAUUAUAAUGAAAAAGUAUUUUAACUACGUUAAGCGAAAUAUUGUAAAAUAAUAUUUGUCAAAUUUAUGUUCCUACUUUUAUGUUUUUUUUUUUCACUUAUUUAUUUUUUCUAGAAAAAAACUUUAUACU
Metopolophium dirhodum (rose-grain aphid) is the source of this 3838-nucleotide messenger RNA. RefSeq names its product BMP-binding endothelial regulator protein-like. The record is from RefSeq and is a predicted model, not a curated record. NCBI's taxonomy places the organism in Eukaryota, Metazoa, Arthropoda, Insecta, Hemiptera, Aphididae. Gene Ontology annotation, molecular function: protein binding.